Lactuca saligna is the source of this 3865-nucleotide messenger RNA. The record is from the annotation of a GenBank genome assembly. Lineage: Eukaryota; Viridiplantae; Streptophyta; Magnoliopsida; Asterales; Asteraceae.
GUUCGUCGUUGGUUGCGACCAUGGUGUUGGGGUAAUAGAGACAUGUCCUACGAGUUUUGGAGACGCAAACAACAAACAGGGGGAUCAGGAUUCUUUCCCCCUUCCUUCAGAUGGUCGGAAAGAGGGUCCUCCUCUGAGAUCAUCCUGAAAAGGGUGGUUAAGAACGAGUCAUACUUCUUAAAUCCUUUUGUUUUCAAGGAAAUUCUUCAUUUAUGUUUCUAUCUUCUCAUCUCAAUCGUGCCACCAAUCAUCAUCAUCUUCUUCUCACAUUCCUAGGUGUAUUAUAUUUUCACCAACGUUUCCUUUGUUUAGUAUAUACAUUGUACACGAGAGAUAGAAAUCAACUGAAAAAAACCAGACGAUCGAUAUAAGCUUUGAUUACCCUUCGUGCCCUCAUUUCUGGUGCGAUCGGAAACCCUAGGAAAAUGAAAAACCCCCAUUUGAUCAUUAACUUGAAGACGGCUACCAGUGAUUUGUAGGAAAAAAAAGCUGGCGCAUUCAGACAGGUGUGUGGUGGCAGAAACAGCGGCUGCCUCCACAAUCACAACAUAUGGUUUUGAGUACAAUGGGGGGUAGAUGGACAACAAAUGGAAUCCAGUAUUCUUAUUUCCCGCUUUUGAUUCUUGUUCUAGCUCAUGUGUGUUCUUCCCUGAAUCCCGAAGGAUUGGCAUUGUUGGAUUUUAAGGCAAGAGUAUCUCGUGAUCCAUAUGGAGCCUUUGCAAGUUGGAAUGUGGAUGACAAUGAUCCAUGCUCAUGGUCUUAUGUUCAGUGUGUCUUUGGCAAUGUGCAUACUCUUGAUCUCAAAGGGCUAUCUUUGGAAGGAGUACUCACACCUGAGUUAGGGAAUCUCACUCACUUGAGGCGUCUUGUUCUCUCACAUAACCAUUUUCAUGGAGUUAUUCCAAAAGAGAUUGGCAAACUCAACAUGUUGGAGGUACUGGAUUUAAGGGAUAAUAAAUUGAUUGGAAAUAUUCCACCAGAGGUUGAAACAAUGCAAUCACUAAAAUAUCUGUAAGUGAUAUAAUCCUAUUCACUUUGUUCUUUAUAGAUUGCUAUAUUCCUACUUCGAAGACUCUGAAUAUAUUUAUUUAUAAAAGUUCAAGAAGUUCUAUGAAAAUGUAUACAGUUCCUUGUUAAUGCUGACAUUGAGAAACGAAUACAUUUGACUCAACAUUCACAUGUCUAACAAUUGGAUUAUGGAUUUUGAGCACACAUUUCACUUCCCUUUUUACAAAAUAAGGUUAAGUUCUGACUUUUAAGGUCAAAUCUAUUACUUUCAAGAAUCAAAAAUCACAUGGAUUUCAUCACAAACUUAGCCACAAGAUUUCUCUUAGUUUCUAUUUCAAAUCAUUUUCAAAACGGGUCAUCAAAUAUUACAUGAAAUUGUAUACAAUUCUUUAUAAUCUUGAUGUAGAGAAAGGGAAAAUGACCUAAAAGCCCAAUAAAGUUUUCAAAUAGUUCUAAAAACCCCAAUAUUGUUUUGGUUAUUCAAGAAAAGCCAAGGAAGUAAACAUUUUUCUAAAAAAUCCAAACUAACUUAGGCUUCUCAUUAAGGGUAACCGGCAUCUGUGGGUUAAAACUCUUUGUUUACCUGCUAAUGGAAGUGAACCACAAGAAAAGAUGACAUGGCUGAUUAUCGUUUAUUACAUGGAAAUAAAAAUCCCACUAUCACAAAGACUUACCUUUCAGUGAAAUCGGAACAUAUGCGAUCUAGGGUUCUUACUGGGUGAAAUCGUUGUGGCUGUGGCUUAAGGAAGGAGAAGGUGAAACAGAGCUCAAAGAGUGUACAACAACCAUGUCAAGAGAUGGUGACUCCCUUACCAUUGAUGUCUACCACAAAGAUUUAGAGGAAGAAGAAGAAGUCAUGGGAGAAGGACAGAGCCGUUAAGGAGGAGAUGUGUGCCCUAAUUUGUUUUAGUAAAGAUGGGUUAGAUCGAUGAACAUAUCCUACAUGUCAUGUUUUAAGCCAACAAAGCAAUCCACAUGUCAAAAAAACUGCCAAGUCAUCUAUUCAAUUAUUCCUCCGCUUGCCUUCAGGUUGCUUCAUAACAACAAUCUUGAAGGAAGCAUUCCACAUGAAUUUGAGAGCCUGAAUUUACUCUACAAGUUGCAAUUUGAUGAUAAUCUUACAUUCAGUGUUACAGAUGCAAUUGGAUUUCUAAACAGGAAACUUGGACGUUGCAUAUGGCAGGGUGGUUUUAACCAUCUAAGGAAUGCAGAUUCUGUUAUAUCCCCAUUCAAAGAAACUGUUAUUAAUUGCCUCAAACCAUUUCAACUAUUCAGCAAGGGCAUUUCAGACAAUUCUUGUGUCAAUGAAGAAAGUCCACUAACGCCCAAAAUAGUUGAAAACACAAAAAUUGAUGGAUGCAUAACAAGUCGAAAGCUAAUAGAAGAACCUACAAAUGUAGCAUCCGAAUCUUCAUAUAAUGAUGAUGACAUGUCAGCACGAGGUGGCAUCAUAGGAGUUGUUCCUAGUACCAAAAGCAGCGGAUGUUUCUGGAAAAUAACAAAAAGAUUUGAUGAUACUCCAUCUUCAUCAUCCGAAACAUCUGAUGAUGAUGAAGAGUCAACGGAAAGUCAAACUAAUUCAGACAUGUGGAAGAUCUUGAUAGGAAUGUGUUGUGGAUCUUUUCUUCUAAUCACUUCCAUGACACUAUCAUUCAUGUGUCAUAAUAAAGCUGUCAAAACCAUGGGCCCGUGGAGGCCCGGGCUUAGUAGACAACUGCAAAAAGCAUUUGUUACGGGUGUUCAAAAACUAGAUCAUUCAGAACUAGAAACAGCAUGUGAGGAUUUUAGCAACAUCAUUGAAACAAUGGAAGGUUGUACUUUAUAUAAAGGAACAUUAUCAAGUGGAGUUGAGAUUUGUGUCGCUUCAACUACCAUUACAAGACUCAAAGAUUGGUCAAAACAUGCACAGCUAUUGUUCCACAACAAGAUUGAGAUGCUUUCACGCGUGAACCACAAAAACUUUGUUAAUCUUAUUGGUUAUUGUGAGGAGGACAAACCUUUUGUUAGAAUGAUGGUGUUUGAGUAUGCUCCAAGUGGCUCACUCUCAGAGCAUCUACAUGUUCAAGAAGCUGAGCAUCUAGACUGGAGUGCAAGGAUGAGAAUAAUACUAGGAGUAGCAUAUUGUCUCCAAUGCAUGCAUGACUUAAGUCCUCCAGUGGUGCACAUGGAUCUGAAUUCAGAAAUGAUCUAUCUAACCGAUGAUAAUGCUGCUAAAGUUGCAGACUUGAGUUUCUGGAAAGAGUUUUCCCAGAAAGAAAAGAUAUCAGGGGCAAAUAAGUCAAAGUGUGUUGUGAUGCCUGAUAAGGAGUCAAACAUAUACAGUUUUGGUGUUUUAUUGCUUGAAAUUAUAUCUGGGAAACAUCCUUCUUCAGACAAAGAAGAACCUCUUGUAGUGGAAGAGUUUUUGAAGGAGAAUAAAAACAUUAGUCAUAUGAUUGAUCCAACCUUAAAGUCAUUCAAGCAAAAAGAACUUGAUGUUGUUUGUGAAGUUAUUCAAGAAUGCAUUGAAAAAGAUGGAAGUGAGAAACCAACGAUAAAUAAAAUAAUUCGAAAACUUAGGGACGAAAGUGGUAUUUCACCAGAGCAAGCAAUCCCUAGAAUGUCUCCCCUUUGGUGGGCUGAACUUGAGAUCUUAUCUGAAGAUGAAACAUAAAAAAAAGGAAUAACAAAAUUUAACAUUAAAGAUACAUGGAAAAAGGAUACAUUUUCUCAUUGUUAACUUGUACAUACAUGCGAUAGUUUUUGUUGGAUUUUCUUUGAUUUAUUCUUGACACUUGAUAUAUAUAUAUAUAUAUAUAUAUAUAUAGGUUGUAUGUAUAUCAUUUAAUCAAAAUGAGGUGUCGAGAUUUAUGGGAUU